GUGCGGCAACAGGUGAAGUUGGAGCAGAAGUUAAACAUAAGAAGAGGAAAGGUGAGGAGAAAAUGGCUGGAAAUCAAAAGCGAAGGAAUGUUGAAGUUGCAACAUGCACACGCGGGAGGAGGCAUACAGAAGCUGGAUGUUCAAGCACGAUAACAAAGCAAUGCACAAACACUCAAGUGCAGGUACAAGAAGACAACUGUGAUGACGAUUUUGUGUUAACACCAAACCUUCCUGCAAAACAGAAUGAUGGGGCAAAGAAAAGUGCAAAUGGGAAGAGAAAAGGAAAGAUAAGAACAUUAAAAGCACCAUAUAGAGCAUUCAAACAAGGUCAACAUCGCAGCUUUUGGUGAAGGCAAUGGGAAAGUUGAAUCCUGCUCAAAUUGAGGAGGUGAAUAAGAUGGGUUUUGGAGGGCUAUUGAGUCUUAAGAUCCAAGAAAUUCCAUCAAAACGGGCAUUUUGGGUUUUGAAGAAUUUUAAUGCAACAGAUAAUACCAUUCAUUUGGGUGGUAAGAAGAAGAUUCAUGUAAACGAAGAAGACGUCGCACAUAUCAUGGGAUUCCCGCGUGGACAACAUUUGAUUGUGUGAAAAAAAAUCAGAAGAUUGUCCAUUGAUUUCUGAAUGGAAAGCGUUGUUUGGAGGCAGGGGUGACCGGGUUAAACCUGCUCAAGUGUGUGACGAAAUGCUGAAAUGCACAAAUGGAGGAGAUUGGUUUAAGAGACACUUUAUCAUUUUCAUGGUUUCUAUUCUAUUAGACAGCACAACAAAUGGAUAUGCGAAUCCACUCAUCUUGAGCAAUUUAGUGAACGUAGACAGAAUUAGAGACCUGAAUUGGUGUGACUACGUAAUGAGUACGUUGAUCGAUAAGAGACGUAUAUGGGAGAAGAAUGAUAAGAAAAGUUUUACCGGGCCUUUAUUGUUCCUUAUGGUUUUGUAUGUGGACAGGGUAUACUUGUACCGAAGAGAGAUUGAUAGAGGGAUUCCAACAUGGAAAGGGUGGACAACAACACCGCUAAGAGCCAGAGAGACGGAAGAAAUU
Cuscuta epithymum is the source of this 1037-nucleotide messenger RNA. The record is from the annotation of a GenBank genome assembly. Lineage: Eukaryota; Viridiplantae; Streptophyta; Magnoliopsida; Solanales; Convolvulaceae.